Geodia barretti is the source of this 756-nucleotide messenger RNA. Lineage: Eukaryota; Metazoa; Porifera; Demospongiae; Tetractinellida; Geodiidae. The record is from the annotation of a GenBank genome assembly.
AUGGUGAGUAUACCCAGCUCUACCAGUAAAGCUCAGACUCUAACUCGACGCCUGACGCUUCCCUUUAGUCGCGACGUUACGACACAAGGACUACUAUAUUCUCCCCAGAAGGUGCACAAGGUGUACGACACCGCUGCUGAAAUAUUUUUGUUCUCCGCUCGCCCAGGUCGACUGUACCAGGUGGAGUAUGCGAUAGAGGCCAUCAACCACGCGGGGACGUGUCUGGGUAUACUGGCUUCUGACGGAGUCCUGCUUGCGGCUGAAAGAAAGAACAUCAACAAGCUCCUGGACGAUGUCGUCUUCUCUGAAAAGAUUUACAAACUUGACGAGAAUGUGGCGUGCAGUGUGGCUGGAAUCACAUCCGAUGCAAACAUCCUCACUAGCCACCUGCGCGGCAUGGCUCAGCAGUAUCGCUACCGCUACCAGGAACCUAUGCCCUCCAUUUCUCUGCUGAAACAAGAGUACAAAGAAGAUCCUCCGACGCUAGACGAAGCGCUCGACCUGGCGGUAAAAGUCCUCUACAAGACCUUGGAUAGCACAAAGUUCACCUCUGAGAAAGUUGAGAUUGCGACUCUGACAAGAGUAGGCGAGGGAGAAGGAGGGAGAACAAAGAUUGCGGUGUUGCCUGGUGCUGAUGUGGACGCCAGAAUCAAGGUCUUCUUCAAGAGAGAGGAGGAGAGGAAGAAAGAGGAGAAGGCGAAGGAGGCAGAGAGGGCCAAAGCAGCUGCCGCAGCCUCAAAGACAACCGCUUCAUGA